Macrobrachium nipponense is the source of this 690-nucleotide messenger RNA. RefSeq lists its product as uncharacterized. The transcript has a single exon. The record is from RefSeq and is a predicted model, not a curated record. Bases 1 to 690 code for a protein of 229 amino acids. Lineage: Eukaryota; Metazoa; Arthropoda; Malacostraca; Decapoda; Palaemonidae.
AUGGAUGUGUUGAGUGAAGAAAUCAGGAAUGAAGAGCUGUGGAAGUUGUUGUACACUGAUGAUGUAGUGAUUACUGCUGAAAAUGAGGAGGACCUACAGAGAACGGUUGGAAAGUGGCAGAAGUCUUUAGAAAGGGGUGGUUUAAAGGUGAAUGUGAAUAAAACAGAGGUUUUGCUGAGCAGUAGGGAAGAUGGAGACAGAAUAGUAAUACAAGAAAGAAGAGGCUUGAAUAUAAAACAGGCUGAAAAGUUUAGAUACAUAGGAUCUACUUUAAGCCAAGAGGGAGGAUGUGAGGCUGAAGUUGACAGUAGUAUAAAAGCUGUAUGGGGGAAGUGGAGAGAGGUAGCUGGAGUGGUAUGUGAUAAGAAAAUGCCAAUCAAGAUGAAAGUCAAGAUGUAUAGCACAGUGAUAAGACCAGUGUUAAUGUAUGGAGCAGAAACAUGGGAUCUAAGAAGAAAAGAGGAUGUGAAGCUUGAGAGAACAGAUAUGAGAAUGCUGAGGUUGAUUAUUGGAAUACCACUGCUUCAUAGAUUGGAAAAUGAUGAAAUAAGAAGGGCAGGCUUAGUAAAGAUUACAGAGGUGAUAAGAGAGUCAUGUGACAAGGAAUAUAUGGAGAGAAGACGUUUGGUGGAGGAUGAUGUCUUUGAUAGAAAGCAGUGGAGAAGGCGCAUCAGGCAACCGACCCCUUAA